Messenger RNA from Trypanosoma grayi, 1842 nucleotides. Its product is annotated as putative vacuolar protein sorting-associated protein. The record is from RefSeq and is a predicted model, not a curated record. Bases 1 to 1842 code for a protein of 613 amino acids. Gene Ontology annotation, biological process: intracellular protein transport; vesicle-mediated transport. Lineage: Eukaryota; Euglenozoa; Kinetoplastea; Trypanosomatida; Trypanosomatidae. Gene Ontology annotation, cellular component: Golgi membrane. The transcript has a single exon.
AUGGCCCUAUCCCCGCGUUCGCGUUUGAACUGCAUUGAGCAGGCAUGGACGUACAUUGACAAGAUGCUUGAUUCACAGGAUGGACUCAAGGUUCUGCUCUGCGAUGAUACAACGCGCAACAUUCUGUCGGUGGUGUACUCACAGCAUCAACUCCUCCACCACAAUGUCGUGCUCGUUGAUAUGCUGUCAAACAGGGAUCAUUACCCGAUGAAGCAUUUUCGGUGUGUCAUCUUUUGCAGGCCGUCACCUGCCUCGCUGGCCUGUGUCUACCAGGAACUGGCAGAAGGCAACUUUGCGUCCUAUUCUCUGUACUUCUCUCACUUGUUGGAGUCCAACCUUGUGCAAUCACUAGCGAAUGCCGACUUAUUGAAUCUCGUGAAUUCUGUUAAUGAAAUUUACUUAGAUUCUGUUUUGCUUACGGAGUACGUGGCCAUUACGCAGCUAAAGCCCGGAACCUUACGGUCCGCUGUUAGCCCUCUCGUAAACCCCAUCACGUACUCGCAGUGGGACAGUGCUGCGUUUGAUCGCAUGGCGGAAAGCAUAGUGAGCAUGAUACUCAUGACGAACCGCCGCCCUGCCAUUCGCUACAGGGGUCAGAAUAAGGUCACGGAGAAACUGGCAAAGCUUGUAUCUGAAAAGAUGAAGGGCGUGCACCAGUGCUUUCCUGACCUCAGGGCGAAGGAGUCGGUCCUGCUUAUAUUGGACAGGAUGGAUGACCCUGUCACGGCACUCGUCACUCCGUGGACGUACGAGGCAAUGAUACACGAGAUUAUUGGAUUUCAGAGUGGCAAUGAAGUUACAAUUGACGAUCCUGAUGCGAAACCCGAAGAGCGCGUUCAUGUUCUCACGGCACACAACGAUCCGUUCUUUGCACAGCACCGCUACAGCGACUAUGGUCAAGUCUGUAUUGCCGUGAGUGAAUUAGUGAAGACGUACAAGGCACUUAACAACUUUGACAGGAAUAAUGUCUCUCUAGACGAAAUCAAAAACUUCAUGAACCGAUUUCCAGAAGCGCGUAAGCAGUCUAUGCAGGUGACACGGCAUUGUGGCAUUGCAAGCCAGUUGGUGACGGAGGUGAAUGGGCGUAAUUUGACACGUUUGUCAGUUCUAGAACAGGAAAUGCUUGCCUCCAACAACGUGGCAGAACACUCUAAGCAGAUGAUGGAGAUCGUGCAAGACCCCAAGACAGACGUUGACGAUGCCCUGCGCAUGGUCAUGUUGUACGCGCUACGGUACGAAAAAACCAGCGGGAACAUCAUCUCUCAGUUGAAGGACGAGCUUGGGAAACGCAAUUGCCCAGCCCCACGCAUUUCCCUUAUCGACCGUGUGCUGGAGUAUGGAGGGGCAGACAAGCGACUGCAUGAGCUAUUCCGUGUGUCCACGGGGCACAUGCUAAAGGUGGUCGCCAAAGCAGUGGGGCAGUUCGGUAAGGAUGUGCAGAAUGUGCUGACACAGCACGUCCCCCUUAUGAAAAAACUUAUCAACCGCGUGUACAACGGAACUCUAUCGGAGCAGAACUACCCGGUGCAGGAGGUGGCGAGCUCCCCCAUACCUACUGCAGCAGUGCCUGCUAUUCGGGCAAAGGACAUUAUAAUUGUGAUGGUGGGUGGUGUGACGUAUUCUGAGUCGAUGCUUUUGCACCAAAUCAAUCAAGGCCAAGUGAGCAACAAUGUUGAGUCACUGAUGAAUUUGGGCAAGAACAUGACGAGACUUGUUGGUGGUGACGCCCCUGGUAACGCCGCUUCCGACGAGCCGUACACGGAAAAGAUCGAGGCACGUGUCACACUUCUUUCCACCACAAUUAUUGACUCGAAGGACUUUAUCCACUCCCUACCUUCCUAA